Emiliania huxleyi CCMP1516 is the source of this 706-nucleotide messenger RNA. RefSeq lists its product as hypothetical. The record is from RefSeq and is a predicted model, not a curated record. Lineage: Eukaryota; Haptophyta; Isochrysidales; Noelaerhabdaceae. Bases 262 to 540 code for a protein of 92 amino acids. The transcript has 2 exons.
GCGCGUUCGCUAGAGGCUGCUGCCGCAGAGCGGAGGCGCGUGCGUCGCCUCGCUACUCUCGCGGCGAAGUAGCUGCCGCCGCCGAGACGCGACGCGGCGUCUGCCGAGGAGAGAGAGCCAGCGCGGCGGUCGCCGACGCCGCCUUCGAGCUGUGUGCCACUUCUCGGGUGCACGAACAGCUCUGCGCGGCAGCAGCAUCAGCAGCCGCCGCACCGCCACCCGCCUCGCGCCUUUCAUGACGGUCGCUCUCGCUGCCGGCCGAUGAACCCUCGCCGCCACCGCACCAGCGACACCAGCGACACCGGCCGCGGCUCGCCUCCACGCGCCGGCUCGGAAGAGGGGCUGUCGACGGCACAGCAGCGGCACGCCUCGGCGCUCGAGCCGCCGACAGCCCCACUCCUCGACGUGACGGCCGCUCCCGGAGCCAGCCGGUGCGCGCCCGACCCACGCCCCCUCUCGCACCCCUCAGACCCCCCCUGCGCGGCGCACCUAUCCGUUGUGCGCCGGCUCGAACGCCUAUCGCCAAAUCGCGACGUUUGAGCGCAGCGCACGCGUCCCACACGUCACGCGCGCGCAGGAGAGCUUGCGGCGGUGCUGUAGCGUGUACUCGCCGAGGGCAUCGCGCCGAAAACCCCGCGCGUUCCGCCCCAGCAGAGGCUGCAGCCGAUGCGACAAAAACACCACUGUAAAACGGUGAGUACUUGGG